CUUGCGCGCCUGCCGGAAAUUGUCCUCUCUCUCUCUCUCUCCCACCCCCUCCCUUGUUUUUAUUAUUAUUUUCUUCAACAAAUUACUCUGACAGUUACAAGGAGUGAUGCAAUCGAAAAGCAGUCCGGAGGGCGGCUGGAGUGUCGGUGCCUGAGAGCGGGAUGUUUUGGAAGGGUUAUUUUCUCACCACUGAGAGGAGAAAGCGAAGGGGAGAGGAGAGGAGUGAUGAGUCUCAAAGCAACUAAUAAUUUAAUGUGAAGCCCCUUGGCUCCGUCCUGACUGAGGAGGAGAGAAAGAGAAAGAGAGAGAGAGAGAGAGAGAGAGAGGGAGAGAGAGAGAAAGAGAAGCCCAGGCAGAGACAGCCGCCUGCCAGCCACCGCCACCAAACCCCACAGCCCGAACUGGACUUUUCAACAGCAGCAACAACAAAGUCACUGACUUUUUGGGUUGGAAACAAUAUAUAUCACGUCCGCGUCCCAAGUUGCCCUUUAAAAAAAACCCUUAAUAUAUUUGCUGUCUCCCCCCCCCCCCCCCCCUUCCGCCUAGUCAAAUACUUUCCCCCUUCCUUCAGUACCCAAAGAGCGAAGAAGAUAUUUUUCUUAUUUUUAACACACAAAAAAUUCUCAUUCAGACAGAGGGAGAAAGAAAAAAAAUAUUUGGGAGCUAAAUACUGUCCAGAAACCAACCCGUCCGGCUGUUAGUUUUCAUGAAGAGUCCGAAGCGAAGAGUUGCUAUUUUUCUUAAGCCUUGGAAGUUUGGCUUUUAGCUCUGCGCAUAAAAGUGGGUUAUCUCUGAGAGUUGAUGGUGAGCAUGGAAAAACCCAGUGAAACAGUGCAAGUGAAGGAGAAUUCAGAAAAAAGCAACAAUCUCAUUGAUCCUAAAAGUCCCCCGGCUAAGAUCCCCCGCUUGGAGCAGAAUGGAAGUCUCUCCACCCGCAGCAGACUGGGUAGCAUGGGUGCCAAAGUGACUGGAGGCUCACCCAAACACAUGGGCCAGCUGGUGAAAAUCGGUAAUAAAAAAGGAAAUAUGCUCCCUGUUUUCUGUGUGGUGGAACAUUUUGAAAGUCCCAUUGAGUAUGAAAGUAAAGAAGAGCAUGCAGAGUUUGUUCUGGUACGGAAGGACAUGCUGUUUAACCAACUAGUGGAGAUGGCACUGCUUUCUCUUGGAUAUUCCCAUAGUUCCGCAGCACAGGCAAAAGGCCUGAUCCAGGUUGGGAAAUGGAAUCCAGUCCCUCUCUCAUAUGUGACAGAUGCACCGGAUGCCACAGUAGCAGACAUGCUGCAGGAUGUGUAUCAUGUGGUCACACUGAAAAUUCAGUUGCACAGUUGCCCAAAACUGGAAGACUUGCCACCUGAACAGUGGACACACACAACAGUCAGAAAUGCUCUGAAGGAACUACUGAAAGAAAUGAACCAGAGCACACUGGCAAAAGAAUGCCCCCUCUCCCAGAGUAUGAUUUCCUCCAUUGUAAACAGCACUUACUAUGCAAAUGUAUCAGCAGCAAAAUGUCAAGAAUUUGGAAGAUGGUAUAAACAUUUUAAGAAGACGAAAGACAUGUUUGCUGAAAUGGAGACCAUGUCUGAAUUGUCUAUUUCACAGCCAGGAACAAAUCAUGUAAACUUUGGAACACAAACACUUCCUAGGAAUGGUACUGAUCUGCCCCAGCCACCGUCACCUGCUCAACUUCCCCACAGUGGCCAGCCAACUACCAGGCCCCAGCUUUCUAAUUUGCAUCCUGGACUUGUCUCUGCACCUCUUAGUCCACAGCUGGUGAACCAGCAGCUGGUUAUGGCCCAGAUAUUAAACCAACAAUUUGCUGUCAAUAGACUUCUGGCACAGCAGUCCCUUAAUCAGCAAUACCUAAAUCACCCUCCGGUCAACCGAUCAAUGACUAAACCAUUAGAACAACAGCCUUCAUCAAAUGCUGAAGUGUCUACCGAAAUCUACCAGUGGGUUCGUGAUGAGUUGAAGCGAGCUGGCAUCUCCCAAGCAGUGUUUGCUCGUGUGGCUUUCAACCGAACUCAGGGUCUACUAUCUGAAAUACUCAGAAAGGAAGAGGACCCCAAGAUUGCCUCACAGUCUUUGUUGGUCAAUUUGAGAGCAAUGCAGAAUUUUCUAAACCUUCCUGAAGCAGAAAGGGACCGUAUUUACCAGGAUGAAAGGGAGAGAAGCCUCAAUGCAGCCUCAGGGAUUGGAACUGCACCUUUGAUAAGUUCUCCUAACCGUACCCAACAGGUCAAAACAUCGUCCAUUACAACUGAGUGGAAUGGUAAAUUGGAAGGCUGUGCAUUUAAUAUUAAUGCUUCCAUUUACGAUGAGAUUCAGCAGGAAAUGAAGAGGGCCAAAGUGUCCCAAGCACUAUUUGCUAAGGUUGCAGCAACAAAGAGCCAGGGAUGGCUAUGUGAACUUUUACGUUGGAAAGAAGAUCCUUCACCAGACAAUCGGACACUUUGGGAAAACAUAUCAAUGAUCAGGAGGUUCUUGAGUCUUCCUAUAACUGAGAGAGAUACCAUUUAUGAGCAAGAAAGCAACGUGAUCCAUCAUCAUGGAGACCGACCUUCUCACAUCAUGCAUAUUUCUGCAGACCCAAUUCAGCCACAACCAGCAACACCCCGACUUGCACCGAAACAGCCAACAUCAACACCAACAGAAGCAGAAGAUGAAAGCCGUCAUAAGCUCAGAUCUCGCACUAAGAUUUCUGUUGAAGCCCUGGGAAUAUUGCAGAGCUUUAUACAGGAUGUAGGUUUGUACCCAGAUGAAGAAGCAAUUCAGACUCUGUCAGCUCAACUUGACCUGCCCAAGUACACAAUUAUAAAGUUCUUUCAAAACCAACGUUACCAUCUCAAGCAUCAUGGCAAGCUGAAAGACCAUGCAGGUUUGGAGGUAGACGUGGCAGAAUAUGAAAAAGAAGAGUUGCUGGAGGACUCUGAGGACUCAGAAGAAAGUGAUGGAGGUAAAAGUUCAAAAGAAAUAUAUUCAGUUAAAGUAGAAGAGACCUUACAGGGAGAAGGGACUACAAAUAACUUAGAUUCUAAUCAGGAACCAAAUGACUGACCCUGAUAUAACAAUAAUUUCUUUUUGAAACUGUGCCACUUAUGUAUAAUUAUUUGAAAAAAAAGCAUCUUGUUUCCUGCAUUAUUCAUCAGAAAGACCAACAGGCUUUACAAACUUGCACAAAAAACUGAUAAAGAAUCCCAGUAAAAGACUGAACAAUUCUCCUAUGGAUAAUGCAGACUGCACUAGAAGUAUCUUUUUGUUCAAGCAAACUAGCAGCUACAUAUAAAGCAUUUGGAAUUGCCUUGAACAUUUUUGUAACUGCUGUUUACUGAUUAAUGGCAGUUUCUGUACAAAGUACCAACAAGGGAAAUUGGUACUGUCUCAUGUUUGUCUGUAACUGUAUUGGCUGUCAGACAUAAAUUGCAGAUUCAGGAGUUUUCCACAUAUAAUCACAGAUUACCCAGUUCUAAAUGGAUGAAAAUACUCCAGUUUCAGUUCUCCAUUAAAAACCAAUCUGUGUUUUGCAACUUACAAGAAAAAUUUGGCUUUUUGAAAAUAACAAAUUUGUAAAUGAGGAUACAAAAAAAAGGAAGAAACUGCUCACUGCGAAAUGCAGUGUUAAUGGAAAAUAUGCCAAUAAUUGCCUUGUGUAAUAUGGCACUGCCAUCAUUCAAUUAUUCUGCAAGAGAGCAAUCACUGUAACUUUGAGUCUUGUCAUUACCUGAUUUUAAAAUGUGAAACACAACUUUUUUUUUAAAAAUUGUGUAAUUUAGACUAUUUAUUUUCAGAAAACUUAGCCUCAUGAUGUAAUUAAUUUUUUGAAGUUUCUGUUACAUGUAACAUUGUGCUUUUUCAUACUGACUUUUUCUAUUUAUAAAUGUAUUUUGAUGGGCAGUGAUACAAAGUGUCUUAAAAGUUUCAAUUGAAAAAUUGGGCUUUAAAAUUUGCCUAAAACUGCUGUAUGUUAUCAAAGCAAUUCAUACCAUGGGCUUCAAUCUUUAUGGUGUAUGCAAUUUUCUAUAUUAAUGUUAAACCAUCAUGCAAAUGAACAUAGGUCAAUAAAAAUUAAAUACAUUAGAUAACUUAUAAAAUUAACACAAAAAUAGAUGUUUUGCAAUGUGUCUUCCUUCAGUUUACAAUGGAUUGAAGCUUUUCUCAGUAAAUUUCUGUAAGAAGAUUAUGUGUAUCUGUUUCUCUGAGUUAUCUUGCUACGUGGAACUAUGAGAUCACAAAUUAUUUUGUUAAAUCUGACCAUGUUUUUUUUUAAAGCAUAUUACGUUUUUUCUUUAUGCAAAAAUGUUCAGAUGGGGAUGGUUAUUAAUUGUUAAUCGCACAAUUAAACUAUCUUUGUAUAAUAACAAAA
Molecule: messenger RNA, 4360 nt
Organism: Amblyraja radiata (thorny skate)
Lineage: Eukaryota; Metazoa; Chordata; Chondrichthyes; Rajiformes; Rajidae
Product: DNA-binding protein SATB1
Exons: 11
Coding region: 802-3054 (750 amino acids)
Biological process (GO): chromatin remodeling; regulation of transcription by RNA polymerase II
Molecular function (GO): RNA polymerase II cis-regulatory region sequence-specific DNA binding; DNA-binding transcription factor activity, RNA polymerase II-specific
Source: RefSeq, a predicted model, not a curated record